Messenger RNA from Nycticebus coucang (slow loris), 1811 nucleotides. RefSeq names its product sosondowah ankyrin repeat domain family member D (gene SOWAHD). The record is from RefSeq and is a predicted model, not a curated record. Gene Ontology annotation, molecular function: protein binding. The transcript has a single exon. NCBI's taxonomy places the organism in Eukaryota, Metazoa, Chordata, Mammalia, Primates, Lorisidae. The coding region runs from base 274 to 1248 and encodes 324 amino acids.
CAGUGGCCGCUGUACCCCGGGCGCUGGAGCGCGGCUUGCCCUAGGGACUUGGCCGGGAGCUCCCACCGCUCCACGCCCCUCUCCACCGCCCGCGCGGGGGCCCUCCCCUAGCUCCCUCCCUCCCUCCUCCUCUCCUUUGCUCCCUCCCUCCGAACCCAAUUGCUCAAGCCGCUUCCUUCCCCAACUCCAGCGCCAGUUCCUCCCCCGGUGGGGCCCAGGAAGGCAACGAACGCUAGACAGCGGAACCGCGGCAGCGGUGGCAGCUGCAAGACCAUGGCCCAGCUUCGAGGGACCGGGAACCCGGCACCCAAGACCUAUCUCGCGCCAACCGCGCCGAGCCUGAGGAGCGCCCCGCUGCCCCGCCCCUCGAGAGCGGACACCGGUAGCCUGGGCGGGUACCGAGGCAACGCCGCCGCUGCCACCUCCACCUCCCGGGAGCCCCCCUCCCAAAGCGCAACGAUGCUCUCGGGCCGCCGGCGAGGAGCGCUGCGGGAGUUGCUGGGGCUGCAGGGGGCGGCUCCUGCCAGAUGGCUGUCGGAGGAGCGCGGCGAGGAGCAGUCCGCGGGCGGGCCGGGCGGACCGAGCGGACCAGGCGGAUCCGGCGGCAGCGGACUGUGCCUGGAGCCGCGGGAGCACGCGUGGAUUCUGGCGGCUGCCGAGGGCCGCUUUGAUGUGCUGCAGGAGCUGCUGGAGGCUGAUCCGGGGCUCCUGCUGCGGAGCGACCCAAUCACGGGCUACACAGUGCUGCACUGGCUGGCCAAGCACGGGCGCCACGAAGAGCUCAUUUUGGUGCAUGACUUCGCCCAGCGCCGGGGGCUGCAGCUCGACGUGAGCGUCUCGGGCAGUGGCGGCUUCACGCCCCUCCACCUAGCGGCUCUGCAGGGCCACGACAUGGUCAUCAAAGUGCUGGUGGGCGCCCUGGGCGCCGACCCCACGCGCCGAGACCACAGCGGCAACCGACCCUGCCGCUACCUGCGGCCGGACGCGUCCCAGAGUCUGCGGGAGCUGUCAGGGGCCGAGGACUGCGAAACCGUGAGCCGCAGCAAGCGCAAGAACGCCAACAACAACUGCAGCGGCGCCGCUGCAUGGACGCUCAGACGGAUCCCGAGCGCGGUUGGCGCGAAGACCGCGAAGACAAACACAAGAGCAGCAGGGCUGGCAGCCGGGGAGAAGGACGCCACGGGCAACCGCGUGGCGCAGAUUCAAGGCCUUUUCCGCCAGCUGUUCCCCUUCUUCCAGGACCGUUGAGGGCAACGGAGACUGGAGAGCUCAGAGAGGCCGCGACGCUGCUGCGCGGCCUCGGCCCUUGGUUGUCCCGGGUUCCACCCAAAGAGAGGCGCCUCAGACGCAGCUUGCCCCUGCAAGGAGCAGACCACGUCGGGGUCCAACUCAGGUACCUGUCCCAGGUCUCCUGCCAGGACUUGGGGACUCGGGCAUCCCCUAACCUAGAGAGCCCGCCAAAGACCAAUCUGGUCUGGCACCCAACCCCAAAGCUGCUAUAGAACUAAGUAGUUAGGAGCCCAGAGCGCGGUCCUGCUUGAGAGAGGGAAAGUUAUAGCUGCUAGUAGCCAUUUCUGAGCAGGUGGAAAAGCUGAGUUUAUUAGUAAACAUUCUCUAGAAGAAUGACUGUGAACCAACGAUGCAGAGGAAACGCCUAAAACUCUGCCUGCCUGACUCGGUCUUUGAUGGGUCUUGUGGGGCAUGUAGUGUCAGCCCCUGGCAACCUGCUCCUCAGACCACGAGGCCUUACCGGUACCUUUCCUAAUGUAGAGCGAUGACUUCUUAAGUUUAUUAAAGUGGAAUAUGUUUUC